AUGUUGUCAAAGCAAGAUCAGUAUCAGGAGCAGCUAUCAGAGGAAGAUAAUGACGGGAUUCCCGUUGACACCAAGGAUCCACAGCUGCGGAGGCUGCAAGAGUUCAUGGACAGUCCAUUGAUGCUCUGUUGCACAGCAGUUUUCACUUUCUUUUGCUUGUUCGGCGAGGACAUCAGGGUAUGCUUCUUUGGCAAGCCCGCCGACAGCUUCUUCUACGUUCUCUUCCUCGUUUGUCUCCUCUACUUCGUAUUUGAAUUCAUACUCUUCUCGAUCAUUCAAGAUGGCUACCGCUGGGGCUUCUUCUUUUGGCUCGACCUCGCCGCCACCAUCAGCCUCAUUCUCGAUAUCAAGUGGAUAUCCAGCGCUCUCAGCAGCUGGAGUCUUGACUGGAUGGACGGCUACGACACCCACAGCUCUAUCCUAGAUUCCAACACAACUGGCGUGAUUGGCAUGGUUCGUCUGAUCCGUCUUAUUCGGCUAAUGAAGCUGUACAAGAUGACAACCGCGCGCAGCGAGACCGACCAAGAAGACAGACUGAAAGAAGAAGCAAGAACUGCUCUGAACGCCAAACAGGCGGCGCUGAAGCGCGUGGAAGCCAGUCGCCUGGGGAAGCAACUCUCAGACAUGAUCACGAGGAUAGUUAUCCUGGGCAUUCUCCUCGUGCUCAUUUUCCUGCCGCUGAUCAAAACGUCGAUUGUAAUUGACAACUCCAGAUGGCUUGGCCUCAGAAACCUGUACUGGGUCGGCGAAGACGUCUGCGGUCGCGGCCCAGACAACGCGAAGCUCCCGUGUCUCGUUGCAGAGAAUGGAGUCAUCGCCUGGAAGUGGCAAAUUCUCCAGUACGCAGGCGUCUCGAAGGCGAAGCCAGAGUCAAAACUGCUGUGGCUCUACGUGCCGAGCUACCCUGACGGCGGGAAGCUGCGAGACAUCGAGAGCGUGUCGUUGGAAGUCGACGGGCAAGUGCUGACGUGGAAGCAGACGAUUGAGUGCGCCGGUAUCUAUAACCCGAACUGCCCUUGGAGAGACGAUGAACAAGACCUGGUCACCUACGAGGAGCGUGAUACACGCGCGUACGCCAAGUUCCUCAAGCGACAGGAGAGACAGGAAGAGGCAAUCCUCAACAUGUUUCUGACUCUCUUCGUGAUCGUUGUUCUCUGCGUCUUGAUCUUUGUGUUCGCCCGCGACACGCAGCGCCUCGUCGUAGCUCCAAUCGAGAAAAUGGUGAAUAUCGUGAAGCAACUAGCAGACGACCCCCUUCGGCAACCAAGUAUCGAGGCGCGGGAGGAGGAAAACCUGGAGAAACAAAAAGCUGCAAAUCAGCUCGAGACCUCAAUGCUGGAGACAACUAUCUUGAAGAUUGGAGGACUCCUGCAAGUGGGAUUCGGCGAGGCUGGCGCAAGCAUCAUUGGACGAAAUAUGAGGAGCGGCGACGGCGACCUCAACAUUAUGAUACCGGGCGAGAAAGUCCAGGCCAUCUUUGGUUUCUGCGACAUCCGCUCCUUCACAGAGAUCACCGAAUGCCUCCAGGAAGACGUGAUGGUCUUCAUCAAUACAGUUGGGGGCAUCGUGCACAACUGCUGUCACCUGUGGAACGGCGCCGCCAAUCAGAAUGUCGGAGACGCCUUCCUGUUCACGUGGAAGCUUGGCGCCGCGUUCGAGGUCGACCGCAUUAAGGACAACCAUGAGGCCGUGGAGUCCGGAGAAAUGGCGAACAAGGCGCUCGUCGCCUUUGUGAAGACAAUCAUAGAAAUGCGGCGAGACUCCGACCUGAUCGCCUUUGAGCGCGAUCCACGGAUGUCGUCGAGAUUCGGAGUCGGCUACCGCCUCAAGCUUGGCUACGGACUUCACGUGGGCUGGGCGAUCGAGGGCGCCAUUGGAUCUGACUUCAAGAUCGACGCCUCCUACUUAUCUCCACAUGUCACUCUCACUCAAAGAAUACAGGAAGCAACCAAGGUGUAUCAGACGCCGAUCCUGCUGUCCGAAUCUCUCUACUUCAUGUUGUCAGUCAAGUCCAAAAGCCGCAUUCGGAAAGUGGAUGUUGUAAAAUCAGACGAGAAACAAAUGCAGCACAUCGGCCUCUACUGCUUUGACAUCAACGACCAGAUCCCCCGGGCGCCGGCAGAUCCACAGAGAGUCCUCGGAGAUGUGGUCAAGCCUGAUGAUGUUCUGGAGAUACCGACGGAGCAUUUGCGUGGACCCGGGGUGGAGUAUAUGUUCGUUGUGGAUGCGGAUAUCAUUACGCUCCAAGAGGGGUUCUCUGACCAGCUCUACGCUGAGUACAGAGCCGCCUUCUGCAAAUACGUCGAGGGGGAGUGGGGCGAAGCGUCGGAAGGAUUCAAAAGGUGCCUUGAGAUUCUACCUGGAGAUGGACCCUCUACUGCGUUGCUCGACUUCAUGAAGACGACGGAUUUCAAAGCCCCCGAAAACUGGAAAGGCUAUCGGGUUCUGUCAAUACUCAAGAAGUGCUGA
Molecule: messenger RNA, 2469 nt
Organism: Besnoitia besnoiti
Lineage: Eukaryota; Apicomplexa; Conoidasida; Eucoccidiorida; Sarcocystidae
Product: adenylate and guanylate cyclase catalytic domain-containing protein
Exons: 13
Coding region: 1-2469 (822 amino acids)
Biological process (GO): cyclic nucleotide biosynthetic process; intracellular signal transduction
Source: RefSeq, a predicted model, not a curated record